UUCAGCUCGCAAACAACGAAUAUAUUUAUUCCCAUCUUUUUAUUUCCAAUUAUUUAAGCCAAGUUAAAUGGCCGAACGCUAUGAUCGCGCGGUGACCAUUUACUCACCCGAUGGCCAUCUUCUACAGGUGGAAUAUGCCCAGGAGGCCGUGCGAAGGGGUUCCACGGUGGUGGGCCUGUGCACCAACAACGCCAUAGUGCUCGUCGUGGAGAAAAGGUCCGUGGGCGAUUUGCAGGAGGCGCGAAUGGUGCGCAAGAUUUUCAUGCUGGACGACCACGUUAUGAUGACUUUUGCGGGGCUCACGGCGGACGCACGCAUCCUGGUGAGCCGCGCCCAAGUGGAGUCCCAGAGCCACCGCCUGAAUUUCGAGAAGCCCGUGAGCGUAGAGUACAUAACCCGCUUCAUGGCCCAGCUAAAGCAGAACUACACGCAGAGCAAUGGAAGGCGUCCAUUUGGAGUGUCCUGCCUGGUGGGGGGCUUCAACGAGGACGGCACUCCGCAUCUGUUCCAAACGGAGCCCUCGGGCAUUUUCUACGAGUGGAGGGCGAGCACCACGGGUCGGUCGGGUCAGCCGGUGCGCGACUUUAUGGAGAAGCACGCGGACGAGAUUCUGGCCUCCGCCGAUGAGCCGGCGGCCAUCAAGCACAUAGUCCGCUCCCUGAUGACCGUGUCCUCGCUGAACCACAGCCAAAUGGAUGUGGCGGUGCUAAAGUACAAGCAGCCACUGCGUAUGAUUGAUCCCAAAAGUCUGGGCGAUCUGGUGCGAACAGUGCGCUCGGAAUUGGAGGCGGAAGCGGAGGCCAAUCGGAAGAAGACAUAAUCCCUAAUUUUGGGACAUGUCCCAGGGUCAAAAUCCUCGCCCUUUCAUGACCAAUCAAAAGUUGAUAACCAUUCCUCACAUUGCGUCUCCUCAUUUUUUUCGCGAGCGAUUCAAUUUCGUCCAGGGAGAUGGGGAAAAGUAAUCAGCAGGAAAAAUGUGUAAAGCGGGCAAAUCACUUAAUUUGUCUCGAGGGCGUAUUUGUUUACUUUAUAUCUCAAACGAAGCCUCGUCCGCUCCUUUCAGGCCAACCAAGUUAAAAAGUUUUAAGUGAAAAUGGGAAUUGAAUUUGUAGAGGAAAAAAUAAGAGAAAUGCGCGCACACAUACAGAAAAUAUUUCUCCAUGGUUUGAUUUAAUUUUCCUUUGAUUUUUGGCAAAUAGUCUAUUACAAAAUAUCGCAGCUCUAAAUUGCAUUUAGAAGGGCAAAUCAAGACUAUUUUGUUUGACUUGAAAAAAUGCUUGAUGAAUUUAAAAAUAAUUUCCUUUGGAAAAAUUAAGUUGGAAAAAUGUAAUAAUAAAUUGUAAGGUAAUAAAA
This is a messenger RNA of Drosophila rhopaloa, 1353 nucleotides long. RefSeq names its product proteasome subunit alpha type-7-1B (gene Prosalpha4T2). The transcript has 3 exons. Gene Ontology annotation, cellular component: nucleus; proteasome core complex; proteasome core complex, alpha-subunit complex. The record is from RefSeq and is a predicted model, not a curated record. The coding region runs from base 68 to 820 and encodes 250 amino acids. Lineage: Eukaryota; Metazoa; Arthropoda; Insecta; Diptera; Drosophilidae. Gene Ontology annotation, biological process: ubiquitin-dependent protein catabolic process.